AAAAUCCUGAUGAGCCGGAUGAAGAAUACGAGCCUAUUGCUGUGCCCAAAAAGCAAAAGGAAGUUGGUGAAGAAGGAGCAGAAUGUGAUAAAGGAAAGCAGAAGGAAGUUGGCGAAGAAGGAGCCGUAAUUGAUAAAGGAAAGCAGAAGGAAGUUGGCGAAGAAGGAGCCGAAGUUGAUAAAGUAAAGCAGAAGAAAGUUGGCGAAGAAGGAGCUGUAAUUGAUAAAGAAAAGCAAAUGGAAGUUGGCAAAGAAGGAGCCGAUAUUGAUAAAGAAAAGCAGAAGGAAGUUGGCGAAGAAGAAGCCGAGGUUGAUAACGGAAAGCAGAAGGAAGUUGGCGAAGAAGAAGCUGAGGUUGAUAAAAAAAAGCAAAUGGAAGUUGAUAAAGAAGGAGCCGAUAUUGAUAAAGGAAAGCAGAAGGAAGUUGGCAAAGAAGGAGCUGAAGUUAAUAAAGAAAAGCAGAAAGAAGUUGGCGAAGAAGGAGCCGAAGUUGAUAAAGAAAAGCAAAUGGAAGUUGACGAAGAAGGAGCUGAUAUUGAUAAAGGAAAGCAGAAGGAAAUUGUUGUUUCUAGUCGUCAAAA
Molecule: messenger RNA, 580 nt
Organism: Racocetra fulgida
Lineage: Eukaryota; Fungi; Glomeromycota; Glomeromycetes; Diversisporales; Gigasporaceae
Source: the annotation of a GenBank genome assembly